Peronospora belbahrii is the source of this 849-nucleotide messenger RNA. NCBI's taxonomy places the organism in Eukaryota, Oomycota, Peronosporomycetes, Peronosporales, Peronosporaceae. The record is from the annotation of a GenBank genome assembly.
AUGGAAAACCUCGUAGAGACUGAAGAAACCUGUCGGGUGUAUGUGGGCAACUUACUGCCCAAGGCCAAGGAAAUUCAUCUUACAAGCAAGUUUUCACGCUUUGGAACGAUUCACAGUGUCUGGAUUGCACGCAGACCUCCAGGCUUUGCAUUUGUGUGGUUUGCGACGCGUGAUGAGGCAGAACGAGCAGUAGAAGCAAGUGAAGAUGGAGCUAUGGAAAUUCUGGGAAAGACUCUAGCUAGCUCUCUUCCGUCCGUCCUCGCCAUGCCGCUGUACAAGCAGGUACUACUGACGAAUCUCAAGUCUACGCCAAAGGAUGUGGCACGUUUGUUUCAGGAUUGUGCGAAAUUUAUAACGUCCCAGGGUGGUGUGAUUCGUUCCACAGAGAACCGCGGUCAGAAGCGUCUGGGCUACGGCAUUGAGGACCGUCGGUGGGGUGCAUUGCAGCGUCAUUACGAAGGCAAACUCAUUGUACAACAGUUUAAUACAUCACCUGAUGUGCUAAAGGAAUUAGAGAUCCGACUCAAGAAUAGUUUUCCAAUCAUUCGAUUUGCAACGUUCAAGAUCCGUGAUCCCGUGGAUCAGCUCAUGAACACGCGCUUGACACUGGAGCAGGCACAGUUACUGCUUAGUCCCGCAGCUAAAGCUAAGGCCGAGCAAGCCGCUAAAGAGGCUAAAAAGGCGCGACGUUCAUAUAGAUCCGAGUUUGAUGAUGUAAAGCCCGAGGACUUUUUUGACACGGACGAUGAGCGGGAGGCUGCGCAGUUCAAGCAGUACGUGCCUGAUUGGAAGCGUGACGCACUCUUUGAGCCUGAUGUGCCCGCGCACUUGAAGGAUAAGAAUGAAUGA